UAUGUUCAGGGAUGGGCUGCAGGAGGCGGCGGUGGUGGAGCCUGGAUGCCUACAGGUCAAGACUACGGCGGCGGCGGCGGCGGCUACGAUGCCAACGGUCAAUGGCAAAGCAGAUCCAUCUUAGAAUAUGCCAAAGACAUCCACAACGAGGAAACACCGAUAAUUUCAUACGCCAAACCUAUAAUUAGAUACAAUAACGCUGUAAAACCAUUAUCACUAACCAACAACAAUCAAAUCACAAAACUUAACUACGAAAGCAAACCGAAAUCGCGAAAGAAACGAGGAAUUAUAGAUCUACUGCAAAACGCAUAUCUAUAUUGGACUAAUAAAGUAUUAGGUAUUGGAACCAAAAGACCUAACUAUCCGAAAUAUAAAGUUGUUAACGGAAUCAAAUAUGUUUACUAUCCAAUACGGAAUGUAAAAGUAAAAUCACCGAAAGAGCUCCAACCUAAUAUGGUUAAAGAGAAUGAGGUUAAAGCGGUGAUUGUUGAUGAUUUUAAUAAAGGAGAAAUCGUGGAGGGACCCGUGCAGAGUAGGAUGAUCAGAAAGAAGAUUCGUAAGGUUAAAGAUAACAUGAAUGAAACAGUUGAUGUGGUUGAGGAUAACCCAUGGCAGUGACUAUAUUAUUUAGUGAAGUUUUAUGUGUUGGAAAAUAUAAUUGAACCUGACUUUAAAUCGUUUAUUUUUCU
Maniola jurtina (meadow brown) is the source of this 689-nucleotide messenger RNA. RefSeq lists its product as uncharacterized. The annotation marks the transcript as partial. The record is from RefSeq and is a predicted model, not a curated record. The transcript has 2 exons. NCBI's taxonomy places the organism in Eukaryota, Metazoa, Arthropoda, Insecta, Lepidoptera, Nymphalidae.